AUGCGAAGACCCAGACUGCAGGCCCAGAGGAAGUUUGCCCAGUCGCAGCCCAACUCCCCCAGCACCACGCCAGUCAAGGUGGCCGACGCCACUCUGCCCACCCCCUCCGGCAUCACCGACCUCUCACGACGCAAGCCCAAGACCGAGGACUUCCUCACCUUCCUGUGUCUGAGAGGUUACUCCCCGUGGCAAAACGAAGGGUCCUCAGCGUUGCCCAGCAACAUGGCCUACUUUGGCAGCUCUCAGGAUGAGGACGAGCUGGAUGAUGAGGAGGAGUACGAGGACGUCAAGCCGCCACCCAGUCUGGCGUCCACUUCCUGCCAGUCCACACCCAGGAAGGGCAAGCCGCCGGGCAAACACCCAAUCAAUGGACACGUGUUUAACGGCCAUAGCAAGACAUCCUCCCGAGAGAGCGCCAAGCCCAAGGCCCGGGAGGCCCCACCCCCGCUCAGGGAGCGCAGCGAGAGGGCCGAGGCCCGACGGGAACACGGCCACCUCCACCACCUCCUCCACACGGGCUCCCCCUCGGCCAGGGGCCCCGCCUCCAACGGCCUGCCCCUCCGGAGGGUCACCGCCGAGGAGCUGCGCAAGCAGGUACGCUGCAGCCCGCUAUGCUAG
Osmerus eperlanus (European smelt) is the source of this 618-nucleotide messenger RNA. Its product is annotated as protein Jumonji-like. NCBI's taxonomy places the organism in Eukaryota, Metazoa, Chordata, Actinopteri, Osmeriformes, Osmeridae. The coding region runs from base 1 to 618 and encodes 205 amino acids. The transcript is spliced from 5 exons. The record is from RefSeq and is a predicted model, not a curated record.